This is a messenger RNA of Ambispora leptoticha, 1956 nucleotides long. Lineage: Eukaryota; Fungi; Glomeromycota; Glomeromycetes; Archaeosporales; Ambisporaceae. The record is from the annotation of a GenBank genome assembly.
AUGAUAAAAGAUCUGAACGCACGAAGAUAUAGUAGUAUCAUGGACUUUCAGCAUCAGUUAAUCUAUAACGGUUCGCCAAACCCAGUAUCCUCCCCCAUUCAAUCACCUACUCAUACACCGUCUCCAAAUACCUCUCCAGGUCAAACUUCUCCACCACUUGGAUAUUCAAGGCCUCCACCUCAAGGUAUGAACUCGCCAGCAAGCCAUGGGCUGACGCAGUCACACUUGAACUUUUCACAUGGUAUCUCAAACCAAAUGAAUAAUAAUAUAGGCUCUCCGCAUUGGCAGCAACAGUUAAAUUAUGCGCAACUUUCUCGACAGUCGGCUACUCCUCACCACCACGCACGACAAGCUGCUGCCGCUGCUCGUAGUACUAAUUUAGGAAGUUCAGCAAUUGCAAUUACAGAUCCAAAUAAUCCAAAUAAGCCUCCCGUCAAUGGAGUUUCCCAUAGAAAAACGAAUAAUGGUGAUAAGAAAGAACAUCAAUUUCAACAAUGGAUGACGAUCGAUUUGGGUGGGAUGGGAUUGAAGAACAUUAGCAAAGAACUAUACCGUUACCACUUUCUCAAUACCCUUUAUAUAAACCACAAUAAUUUAACGUGUUUGUCUCCCGAGAUUUCAAGACUGCGAAAUUUGACUAUACUGGACAUAUCUGGAAAUAAAUUAUCCUCAGUGCCCCCAGAAAUUGGAAUGUUAACCAACCUUAAAGAACUAUUGCUUUUUGAUAAUGCAUUAUCGACACUCCCGCUUGAAUUGGGGACGCUUUUUCAACUGGAUACGCUCGGCUUAGAAGGGAACCCAUUAAACGAUCCUAUUAAAUCAAUGAUACAAAAUGAAGGGACAUCUGCGGUGAUAACUUAUCUGAGGGAGAAUUGUCCAGAUCCUCCACCACCAGCAGACCGAGAAUGGAUUUUAUUGGAGAAUGAGCAAACGAGUUCAGGGCCUGACACCUUCACCCUUCUUUGCUACAAUGUUCUGUGUGACAAAUAUGCCACGACACAGUUAUAUGGUUAUACUCCCUCUUGGGCACUUGCAUGGGAUCAUCGCAAAGAAGUCAUAUUGAGUGAAGUUAAGUUAUACAAUGCAGAUAUUGUCUGUCUCCAGGAAGUUGAUAGUGCACAAUAUGAAGAUUACUUUAAAAAAGAACUUCACAAAGCGGACUACGACAGUGUUUACUGGCAAAAAUCCCGUGCGAAAACAAUGAACGAUUCGGAAAGAAAAUUGGUUGAUGGUUGCGCUACUUUCUUCAGAGCGUCUAGAUUCAAACUGAUAGACAAACAGUUGAUUGAAUUCAAUCAAGUCGCAUUACAAAGAUCUGAUUUCAAAAAGACAGAUGAUAUGUUCAACCGAGUAAUAACUAAAGAUAAUAUUGCAAUUGUAACAUUGCUCGAGAAUUUAGAAAAUAAAUCGCGUAUUAUUGUCGUUAAUUGUCAUAUUCACUGGGAUCCAACUUAUGCAGACGUUAAGCUUGUGCAAGUGGCUAUGUUAAUGGAUGAGUUAGACAAAUUCGCACAAAAAUGGUGCACAACUUCCAAUCAAAAUCAAUCCGUUUAUAAUUACACUUCACCGCAAAAGAUUUCAACGAUUAUAUGUGGGGAUUUUAAUUCAACACCUGACUCCGGUGUUUAUGAAUUUCUUUCGCGUGGCACUAUACGACAGGACCAUAAUGAUUUUGGUGACCACAUUUAUGGAAGCUAUACAUCCGAUGGAUUGACGCACAAACUUUCAUUGAAAUCUGCAUACUCGAAUAUAGAAGAGUUGCCAUUCACAAAUUUUACUCCUUCUUUCACUGGCGUGAUUGAUUAUAUUUGGUAUAGCACAAAUACGUUAACAGUUACUGGAUUGCUGGGAGGCAUAGAAAAAGAAUAUUUAACGAAAAUUGUGGGAUUUCCUAAUCAACAUUUUCCGUCAGAGUAUGUCCCAAUUCUUGAUUAUUUAUCACCAUUACUUAUUUAA